CUAUUCUUCCUCUUUUUCGCCGGCAGCGUCGCUACACAAUAACUGAUACCAAUCAGGAAACUUUCACUUUCAUCACAACACCUACCAGCUUCUGCUAAGGAUUAACAGAAGCUCACCACCCUCCUGUUUGCCAUGCAAAUCAAGGCACCCCCAGGCUUUGUGCCUGAUGAUUCUAGGGCCAGACAGAUCCAUGCUCCAGCAGUCCACGCCCGUUACAGGAAGUUUGACCUUUACCGCAAUGUCCAGCAGUUUUAUUUUAUUGACAACCAUGCUAUUCAGGUGGCACAAACAGAACAUGACAACUUCACUGACCUGAUCUACCACCUGGUUUACAGUCAAAACCUGCAGGCUGACCUGGACAAAUGCAGAGUGAUUUUUCGAUGGAUGACAUCAAAGAACAUGUACACCAUUUCUUUCCGAGAUGGAGCCAAGCCUAACAGCCCAGAGGAAGUUCUUCUCUCUUUUAAAAACAAGCAAGGCACAUAUGCCAGAAUUUUUGAAAUCCUAUGUCGCUUUGCUGGAGUUCACUCCAUUGUGCUGACUGGGUAUGCCAAAGGCUUGGACUAUCGCCCUGGAGACAAGUUCAAGGGCAAUGAGUACAACCACAGCUGGAAUGCAGUCCUGAUAGACAACAACUGGUACCUGGUUGACUCACACUGGGCCACUAGGUACCUGGUCUCAGAGAAGAACAUGCCAGAAAACUUGGUGUAUGAGUAUGAUGACUUCUAUUUCCUGACUGACCCGGAACAGCUGAUCUACAGCCACUGGGCCCACAAGAAUGAGUGGCAGCUGCUCAACACACCAGUGACCCUGCAAGACUUUGAGAACCUGCCUCUGGUCAAGUCCUAUUUCUUCAAGUGUGGCAUGUUUUUCAUUUCUCACCACAAUGGUGUUGUUGACGCCAAGAAAGGACGUCUGGCUCUGACUCUGGGAUUCUGUAAACCAACUAACUUUACCUACAAAAUAACAUUUGCUGAUACCGGAGAAGAGGUCUUCCAGGGCCAGAAGCUCAAGAACUAUGCUCUACAGCACCAGGGUCAGAACCAGACCACUACUUUCAUCUUCAGAGCCCCCAAAGCUGGACAGUACUACUUCACCAUCUUUGGUCAGCUGCUGACUGGUGAGCUGGGUGUGAAAAACAUCUUCACUGCCUCAGCUGAGUACAAGGUGAUAGCUGAUGCUGCCUCAUCAGAUGCCGCACCCCUCCCAGCAUGCUCAGACAGCAGCUGGGGUCCAGGUGUUGCAGUGGACCAGCUGGGCAUUGUGGCCACGCCCCCAGAUGGUAUUGUCACCACUGAGGAUGGACACGUCAACCUGGAGUUUGCCAAGACCAAGCCUGCGUACAUCCUGUGUAAGCUGCGCAAAAAUGGGAUGAAAGAUGAAGAUUUGGAGAAGUACAUUCAGGAGCAGGACGAGGGUGAUGUUGUCAGGGUAACAGCCCAGCUCCCAGCAAGAGGAGAGUAUGGUAUUGAGGUGUACGGCAAUGACCCAGCUAAAGAUGGCGACACCUACACACACAUCUGUCAGUACUACGUGCACUUUGCCCCCCGUAAUGAGCAGCAAGGAGCUUUCUACCAGGAGAGUCCUGACAGGAGAGGUCUGGCACCUGGACAACAGGCCACCAGCCAACCUGGCAAAUUUAAUGCUGGUCAAAAGAACCAAGAUGGCUACGGAGAUGAAGAGUUCCCUCCACCACCCCCAGAACUCUUGCAGCAGCAGUACUUGUACGGCACUGUGCCUGACAGCAGACAGCAUGCUGUCCAGACCAACCUCGUGCAUCCACAAGGUCAAGCUUACUCUUCAUACGCCCCAGGUGUGGGCCAGACCUCAGGUCAGAAACCACAGAAAGCUGAGGUCAUCCAAAUCCCAGUCAGCACCAAACCUCUACAGGUUGAGAAAAGGCAGGUAGGUCAAGAAGGUCAGGCUGCCCCCUCAUCCUUCCAGCUCCAUGCCAAGUCAGAGAAAGAAGAAGCCCCCACCCCAGCUCCUGCAGGUUCCAACCAGAAGCCCACAUUAGAAGCCAUAGACAGACAUGUUUUACAAUCUGUAGAUGACCAUGCUAUUCAGGUUUCCAAAUCUGAGCACAACAAUUUCAGAGAUUUAGUCUGGGAUUUGAUCUACUCAAAGAACAUCACAAAUGAGCUAGAGAAAGUGAGAGUUAUUUUCCGUUGGUUAGCCACUAAGAAUCUUAAAGAAAUGAACUUUGAUAAAGUUGACAAGGGCAGCCCAGAAGAGGUACUGAUGGGGCUAAAGACAGGAAAAACAACAUACGCUAUGGUUUUUGACACCAUGUGCAACUAUGCUGGUCUUCAUUCAAAGAUAAUUAGUGGGUACGCUAAAGGUGCUGAUUACAGACCAGGUCAGAAGUUCACCCCAGGCACCAAUCAACAUUCAUGGAACGCUGUCUACAUUUAUGGCACAUGGUGUCUGAUAGAUGCUCAUUGGGCUGCCAGACGUAUCAUCGGCAAACAAGCAUCCACUGAAGAUUUCCACUACCAGUUAGAUGAGUAUUUCUUCUUGCCCGACCCCCACCAACUGAUCUACACCCACUUCCCUGAAGAGCCCCAGUGGCAGCUCCUUGAACGCAGUGUCACCCUGCAGGAGUUUGAGUCCAUGCCCCACAUGAAGCCACAGUUCUUCAAGUACGGCCUGGAGUUUGUCACCCACCGCACUGGCGUCAUCCACAGCAGAGGGGAGCUCCACAUUCGUCUGCGCUACCCUGCUGACAAAAUUGCUGUUGCUUUCAACUUCACCAUCCAGUUUGAGGAUGGAAACGAGGAGUACGCAGGUGUUAAACUGAGCAGGUACGGUCUCCAGGAGAGCUCUGGAAGAAUCGCUUCAUUCUCUCUACGUCUGCCAGUUGAGGGCUCGUACAUCCUUUAUAUUUAUGCCAAAGAAGACACACCAGAGAACAAAGACAAUGUGUACGCCCAAGUUUGUGAGUACAAAAUUGAACAGGAGGUGGUUCCAGUCCCUGCCCCUGAGCCCUACCCACCCUGCUCGUACUUAAACUGGGGAGCUGGCUCUGCCUUCUACAGGUACAACCUCAGCACCUACCAACAGACUGCCACACUUAACACCAGAGAAGGCAAAGUUGAAUUACAGAUCAAGAUUCCAUGCAACAUGCAGUUCAUGGCCAAACUAAAGAACAAUCACUUGGCUGACACAGAGCUGGAAGGCUUUGUCCUCCACAGGACAGUAGGCAACACAGCAUACUUCAAUGUCAGCUGUCCUGGUAGGGGAGAAUAUGGGCUGGAGAUUUAUGCCAACAACCCAGAGAAAGAAGGAAGUACCCUCUAUCACGUGGCACAGUACCUGGUCUUGUGUCAGGAAGAUGUUAAGGUUGAACCUCUGCCAGCUCUCCCCCACGGAUACCUGGGCAAACAACAAAGGUUUGAUGAGUUUGGUUUGACCUGCGUGUCCCAUGUCGACCCAGUCAUCCACCUGGAUGUCAACACCGUCACCAUAGCGAUGAAGACCUCCUUCCCCAUGCGCGUGACAGCCAACUUGAUAGCUGUAGAGAACGAUGAAGAGUUCCCCGACUUUGUCUUCUCCAACUGCCUGGGUUCCCAGAUCUCCUUUAUUGUCAACAUGCCAGAGGUUGGCUACUACAAGCUGCAGAUCUACGCCAUGCCACAGUCUGACCCCAGUCAGCAGCUGCCUGGUGUUUUCAACUAUCUGGUCAACUGUAAAAAUGUUACACAGGCUGUGUUCCCAUUCCCCAAGCAGUAUGCUCAGUGGAAGGAAGGCUGCUUCAUGUACGAGCCUGGUGUCAUCCCAACCAACAGAGGACCUCACUCAUCUCAGGUCCAGCUUGACCGUCUCCCCACCAGCAUCAACUUCCGUGUCAGCAUUCCUAAAGCUGAAGCCGUGGCAGUGGUUGCUGGACAGAACUGGACACACCUGGACAGGCUACAGGGUGACGAGUGGGCCAAGGUGGUUGACGUGAAGGGCCUGUAUGGUCAAGGGGUCAAAUGCACAUUGAAUGCCAACUUUGGUGGUGAUAAGACAAGCUAUUCCACCCUGCUGGAAUAUUGUCUCUAGAAAGUUUUUACCAAUGUCAGCAUUCAUGACAUUUUUUAUACCAAACAAAAAUUACUCAAUAUUUUAACUAAUUAAACUAGAUUAUCCAUCUUUAAAGUCAUUUUAAAAUUUUUGCUUGUAUAAUCUCAAUCUAGUAUCAAUUGUUGACAUAUUCAAAUGUCUGCACUCACACAUACACAUAACAUUUCAUGCUUUUGCUGUUAGUGUUGCUUGAAUAUCUUUCAAAAAAUCUUUUAUACACUUCACGUAAUGCCUAGACCACACCUGCUGGAGCCUGUAUGUGGGUUUUUAUUUGUACGUUUAGACACGUCCAAGCUGGGACUGAAGCCAUCUCUGUUUUAGUUUGUUUUUAUUUUUUGUUACUGACCAAUCUUGAUAGAGCCACCAGGGAUCAAAAACUUCAAGCUGUUUUUUUUUGUGUUCUGCCCAAAUUUUUUCUGGCCUUCUUGAUUGUAAAGACAGGGGUUUGUGCUGGCUGAUGCAAUGUAUCUGAUAUGGUUCUUGCGCUAACUGAUGCAUUGUAUGUUUAAAGCCUUGCAUUGACUGAUGCAUUGUAUGUUUAAAGUCUUGCAUUGACUGAUGCAUUGUAUGUUUAAAGUCUUGCAUUGACUGAUGCAUUGUAUGUUUAAAGUCUUGCAUUGACUGAUGCAUUGUAUGUUUAAAGUCUUGCAUUGACUGAUGCAUUGUAUGUUUAAAGUCUUGCAUUGACUGAUGCAUUGUAUGUUUAAAGUCUUGCAUUGACUGAUGCAUUGUAUGUUUAAAGUCAUGCAUUGACUGACUGAUGCAGUGUAUCUGUGUCUAGUCUUGCGCUAACUGAUCCACUGCUUUAGAUCAAUUUACCCUCUCCUCUGGCUUAAUUCAAGUCUUUUUAUAGCAAUACUACUCCAACUUAAUGACAAACAGGGUGUUUUUCUAAAGACACUUAUCCUUUUAAAAUACAUUUCUAUUGUUUUAUACAUUUUUACUUAAGGCUGUGGUUUUAAAACAACAAACAGAUGUGUUUGGAUACUCUCACUGAAACUUUGCUGUGGAGGCAGAGUCUUACAACACACUAAUCUACACUUUUAUCUCGACACAAACCAAAAAACUUGUACCAGCGAAUCAAGUCAUUGGUACACAUUUUUUAAAGCAAUCUUCUGCUAGUGAUACAUUUACUGCCCCCAUUGGAUGUGAUUAUUCUCUUUGUUUAAGAUAUAUUUUUGAAAGUCUGGUUUACUGUAUCUUCAGUGCGUAAAACUCAUGUAUUUUUUUUCUCUUGUAUAACCAUGUUUGUGCUCAUAUACUCACCAGCUUCUCAUUUGUUCAUAAACAAAACAUGUAACCAUUACACAAGUUUUGUUUGUAAUGAUUAGUUGAAAACAAAUUUUGUACUUCAUUUUGAUAAUUUUUUUUAAAAACAUCCAUAAUCAUGUUUUGUUUCGUUUCUUAAAACUAAAAUAGGUGUUUUUAAUGAGUCAGCUCUGUGUACUAAACUUCACUUGUUUGAAAGCACCUCAUUUAGUGAUACAAGCACACACAUAAUACUAACAUCCAUGACAGUUUGGUGGAGUAUGUGUUAGUUUUAAUUAAUUGAGCCAUAACUUAUUGGCAUUCUCGUUUCUGUAAUACGCAUUUUUUUUUUCAAUAUUUUUUUUAUCGUAGAUUAAAAAGAUAUAAAUAAAUCUUUUUUUAAAAAUUGUGAAUAUAUAAGACUUUUACUAUCAAAAAUUGUAUACACAGUUUGUUUUUGCUGCAUGUAUAAAAUGUGUGUAAACAGAGCCAGCCUUUUACUCUAAUGUGAACUUUGAAAUGGGACAAAAAAAAACUUCUUUUACUGGCUGCCAGUUAAGACUGGGCAUUUAUCUUCAUGUUGUUUUUUGUAAGUUAGUUACGCAAAUGCUAUCUCUGCAAUAAAUGCUUCUUCAGUC
Molecule: messenger RNA, 5951 nt
Organism: Physella acuta
Lineage: Eukaryota; Metazoa; Mollusca; Gastropoda; Physidae
Source: RefSeq, a predicted model, not a curated record